Molecule: messenger RNA, 2053 nt
Organism: Anolis sagrei ordinatus
Lineage: Eukaryota; Metazoa; Chordata; Lepidosauria; Squamata; Anolidae
Gene: UTP15
Product: UTP15 small subunit processome component
Biological process (GO): positive regulation of transcription by RNA polymerase I; rRNA processing
Cellular component (GO): nucleolus
Molecular function (GO): protein binding
Source: RefSeq, a predicted model, not a curated record
GACGUAACUCCGCGCUUCUGAAUCCUCAGCGCUGUGAUGGCGGCUUCCUUGGGAGGCAACGUGACUGUAAAGCGGUGAGGCGGAAACCGUCCAGUUGAGAGGAAGAGAAAUAUUAUUUACUUUUCCUUUAAGAGGUAGGCUGGAAGAUAAACUUCAUUACUUGAAGAAGUUGUAUUUAAAAAAUAAUGGCUAGCUACAAACCUGUUGUAGUCCCAUCUUUUCCAAAACUUGGUGAGAAAAUAACCAAGGAUACAUUGUACUGGAAGCAUUAUAAGGCUCCCAUUCAAAUAAAGGAAUUUGGUGCAGUGAAUAAAGUAGACUUUUCUCCAAUUCCUCCCUAUAACUAUGCUGUCACAGCUUCAUCAAGGAUUCAUAUUUAUGGUCGAUAUUCUCAAGAGCCAAUCAAAACAUUUUCUCGCUUCAAAGAUGUAGCCUAUUGUGCUACAUACCGAGAUGACGGGAAGUUGCUGGCUGCUGGCAGCGAAGAGGGUAUCGUUCGACUCUUUGAUAUCAGUGGCAGAGCAGCACUAAGACAGUUUGAUGGCCAUACUAAGGCUGUACAUGUUGUGGGCUUUCUCUCUGAUAAGUACCGCAUAGUAUCUGGAGCAGAUGACUAUACAGCAAAGGUGUGGGACAUUUCAUCUUCCUCAGAAAUAAUAUCCUACAAUGAGCAUACAGACUAUGUGCGAUGUGCCUGUACAAGUAAGCUGAAUGCAGAUCUCUUUGUAACAGGUUCAUACGAUCACACUGUGAAAGUCUUUGAUACUCGUAGAGAAAAAAGUGUGAUGACGAUAGAACAUGGGCAGCCAAUUGAGAGUGUUAAUCUCUUUCCUUCUGGAGGUCUUCUUGUGACUGCAGGUGGCCGGUAUGUCAAAGUCUGGGAUAUGCUUAAAGGAGGGCAGUUGCUAGUGUCCUUGAGAAAUCACCAUAAAACUGUAACCUGUUUGUGUCUAAGUAGUUCUGGACAGAGGUUGCUCUCUGGCUCACUGGACAGGCAUGUCAAGGUUUACAGUACAACGUCUUACAAAGUUGUCCACAGCUUUAAUUACGAAGCAUCAAUUCUCAGUCUUGCACUAGCACCUGAAGAUGAAACUCUUGUUGUUGGCAUGACGAAUGGAAUACUCAAUGUUAAGCAUAGGAAGCACGAAGGAGGAAAGGCACUUUUGAACAAAAGGAGAAGGCCUGUUUAUAGAACCUUUGUGAAAGGACGAAAUUACAUGCCAAAACAGGAUGAUUUCUUUGUCAGUAAACCUGUGAAAGCAUAUAUGAAGAAAUAUGACAAACUCUUGAGAGGUUUUGAGGUCUCCAAAGCUCUGGAUGCAGUACUUCAUGCUCAUGGGAAAAAUAACUUCCCUGAAGUUGCCGUGGCUGUCAUGCAAGACUUAAACCGCAGGGGAACGUUGAAAAAUGCCCUUGCGGGGCGAGAUGAAGAACAGCUGAGAGUCCUCCUUUCUUUUCUAAUAAGCCAUGUGACAGAUGAAAGAUUUGCUCCUGUGCUGGUCAACGUUGCAGAAAUGAUCAUUGAUAUUUAUAUGCCAGUUGUUGGACAGUCUCCAGUUAUCGACAAGCAAUUUUUGAAACUUCAGGAACUUGUAGAAAAAGAAAUUGAACAUCAAGUAGAGUUACUAGAAGUCCUGGGGAUGAUGGAUUCACUGUUUGCUACUAUGGCAAGAAAAAAUCCAAUUCCUUUGGAUGAGGACAAAACCAAAGGCUCAUAGAGGAUGCUGGAUAUUUAACUAGAGAUUGCAUUGCAUUGGACUGGUAUUUCAACCAGAUGUGUUUAAAUACUUUUAUUCAAAGUAUUGCUCUGGAGAAGUCAAAAGUACUUUUUUGAGGGAUCCAAAGUCCUGGUGACUGGUUAGAGCCAAGUCCCUCGGGAUCUCUUUAAGUGUUAAUAUUUCUGCUGAUGUUGUAUAAAGCUGAACUUUAUUUAUACAAUUUUACUGUGGUUACAUGUAAGAUAAUUCAAAUAUCUUUAUUUUUCUGCCAGUUUCCUUGCAGACGAUUUAUUAAAUCCCCUGUUAAUCAAACAAAUAAACAUGACACAAAUUCA